Messenger RNA from Aureobasidium pullulans EXF-150, 621 nucleotides. RefSeq lists its product as uncharacterized. The record is from RefSeq and is a predicted model, not a curated record. The coding region runs from base 1 to 621 and encodes 206 amino acids. Lineage: Eukaryota; Fungi; Ascomycota; Dothideomycetes; Dothideales; Saccotheciaceae. The transcript has a single exon.
AUGAGGGGUAAUUUACCGGAUGUGAUAGAAUACAACCAAAAGAGGGAGCCGGCACACCCAACCCUCGGCGACCUCAGAAGCGGCAACGAGUACUCCAAUGAACUCGUCAACCUUUUGGCCGAAAUGUUACACCCGGACCCAGAUUCCCGCGCAAACUGUCAGGAUAUCAUGAACGCUUACGUCGAGAACAGAGAAGUAUGGCUAGAAAUGGCCGAUCCGAACGUAGCGCGUAAUUUCGAAACGUCCAACCUGUGGUUGCAUUGGAGGGAGGGGGAUGGGAAAUGGGGAAUUGGAACAGUAUUUGAAAAUCCUGAGCGUUCUGAGGAUUUCCGGGCAAGAGAGGCUAAGAGACUCAAGAGGAUUGCGGACGAUGUAAGAAAGAGGGCAGAGGAUAAGAAGAAGAAGGAGGAGGAGGAGGAGGAGGAGGAGGACAAGAAGGGCAGUGGAGAUGAUGGAGAUGAUGGAGAUGAUGGAGAUGAAGGCACAGUGAAAAAGCCCAUGACGCCCUCAGAGGCGGGCAAAGUAGCGGGGAAACAUCUCCCAAAGAAGGCGACAGCAUUACCACAGAAAGCAUCGCCGCCAGUGGAUGAAGACAUGGAUGAAGACAUGGAUGAAGAUUGA